AUGUCUACACCAACAAUUCCCAAGGACAUCAGGCAGAUAAACCGCUUCAUCACGACCCACGACAACGAGGGCAAGACGGCAUUUUCAGACACCCUACCCGAUGAAGCUCCAUUCAAGACUCUCCCAGACGGCGUGGGCUUCGCCCUUUGCUACGCGACGAACAAAUUCCCAGUCUCUCUGUCAGGCGACAAAGACGUAUCCACGUACCAGCAUUACACUGAGAACCUCCCAGGGAUAACAAUCCCAACAGGUACUGUUCUCCGCGUCGUUGAUAUGCCUCCGGGCGCUCUUUCGCCAAUGCACCGAACGAUCAGUCUCGACUACGGCGUCGUCUUGGAGGGGGAAAUUGACCUGAUAUUGGACUCUGGCGAGUCGCGACAUAUGAAAAGGGGUGAUAUCUCAAUUCAGCGUGGGACCAACCACGCGUGGAGGAAUCGGAGUUCAACGUCGUGGGCAAGAAUGCUCUACGUGCUUCAGCCAGCGGAGGCAAUUGUGGUGGAUGGGAAAGCGAUGGAGGACAAUUCUGCCCAGACGAUUCCGGGAUAUGAGGAUAAGCCAUAG
This is a messenger RNA of Scedosporium apiospermum, 561 nucleotides long. RefSeq lists its product as uncharacterized. The coding region runs from base 1 to 561 and encodes 186 amino acids. Lineage: Eukaryota; Fungi; Ascomycota; Sordariomycetes; Microascales; Microascaceae. The record is from RefSeq and is a predicted model, not a curated record. The transcript has 2 exons.